AUGUCUGGCAGUCUCUUCUACUCUGUGCCGACUAUCGAAGCAGGAACAGAGGACUCUGACGGAAGAGACGACGAUAGUAUGCCCAUGCACGAAUCUUAUAUGCCUGACUAUGACUCUGACGACGAUGGAUCCGACUCGAGCUCGCAAUCACCGCCCAUGUCGCUCUUCCUGGACCGACACCCGCAGUCAGAAGUGCCUCCAAUGACACCGGCAUCGAUCUACCUGGAUGUACCUCCACCAGUAUCUGCGAAAUCGGCAACCACCGGGACAUUGGGCGAGCAGCUAUUGGCACCAACGCCUAUCCCCAGCGGACCCACUGGCUGGACAUCCAUAUCGUACAAACGCAACUUCAAGGAUCCUGUCUUUGCCGCCCUCUACAUCCUUGCCCUGGCCGCCUAUUUCAUCCUCGGGAUUGUGCUUCUCUUCACAACAAGCUCGUCUAUUCUAGAUGAGCACAUCUACAAUAUCUUCUCUGUCAUCAAGUCCAGCGCAGGGAUGUUGACUUUUGUCGUCCUGAUUUCGGCCGCCUUAGGAACUCUGUGGCUGGUCACGCUGCGGUCGUUCGCUCGAGAUAGUGGAUUGACGUUCCUUUCAAUGCUCCCUCUGAGUGUUGGAACGCUCUUCCUGAGCGUCAUUUACUUUCGGCGCAAGUACAUUGGACGGACCACCGCUAUCAUUGAGCUUGCUUGUGAGAUCUUGAAGGACAACCCUGACAUGUUCUUUGUGUCUGUUGGGUUGAUGCUCGUCCAUGUUGUCUUCACUGCGAUCUGGUUGGUGUUCUUCUCUCGGGUCUUUUUGAUCGGCCACAUAGAAAACACGGUUGGAAAAGGAUCGUGGGUACUGGAAGGCAAUUUCUACCCCACUGCCGCCUACUUGAUCUUUAUGUAUAUGUGGACAUCAGCCGUCCUAAGUAAUGUUCAAAGGGUAACUCUUGCGAAUGUGGUGUCCAAGUGGUAUUUCCACAGACAUGAGCCGUUUGCUUACCACAGUUCCAAGAUCACCGAACCAGCGCUGAUCAACGCCACGACAACCUCGUUUGGAUCCAUUUGCUUGGGAGGGCUGUUUAUCGCCAUCGUCCAGUUUAGCUCUUUUGCGUUGCGGAAUACUGCAAAGAAACUGAAGGGCCACUCCUUUCCUCUCUUUGCGCUACUUGCCACAUUUUGCGCCCUCGUCCAAGGUCUGGUCGAGAACUUCAACAACUACACCCUUAUCUAUGUUGGCAUCACAGGGGAGAGCCUGUUUGGAGCAGCGCGGUCUGCCAGCAAAAUCUUCCAUAGGAACUUGCUUUGGGGCCUUAUUUCAGACUUUUUGACAAAGUUGAUCCUGUUCAUUUACUCGACCCUCUUCUCGCUUCUGACCGGAUUUGUGGCGUAUAUCUUUGCGACCCAUCAUCUACACUCACCGUAUGGAUAUGUCAUCGGGAUCCUGUCGAGCAUUAUUCCGUACUACAUUACGGGAUUCUUCACGCAUAUCAUGGCAAUCACGUAUGACACCAAGGUGGAUGCUACGUUCCUUUGCUACGCUAUUGACUUGGAUACAAACACCUGCCACUCUAACAAGGCCCACAGUGCGUUUGGCUCUUCGUUCUAG
This is a messenger RNA of Linnemannia hyalina, 1590 nucleotides long. The record is from the annotation of a GenBank genome assembly. Lineage: Eukaryota; Fungi; Mortierellomycota; Mortierellomycetes; Mortierellales; Mortierellaceae.